AUGGUUAAUAUGAGGAACGCUCAAGAUUGGAUAGAUUAUUUGGAAUUAGAAGGUCAUCCAGAAGGAGGAUACUUUAAGCAAACUGGCGCAUCUGACCAAAUUGUGAAAUCACAUACGGGACUUGAUGUGCCUUUGUACACUAAUAUUUUAUUCUUAUUGAAAAGCGAUAACCCAUCUAAUUUUCACAGAAUAGGCUCAAAUGAAGUAUGGUACUUUCACGAAGGACAUCCAUUAACUGUUCACUGUAUUCAACCAGAUGGAAGGUAUGAAAAAGUGGUACUUGGGAGAGAUAUCUCAAAAGGACAAGUUCUUCAGUAUGAGGUACCCCGGGGUGUAAUUUUUGGAUCUAGUGUUGAAGAAGGAUACGGUUUAGUAAGCUGUAUGGUAGCUCCUGGUUUUGAUUUUCGUGAGUUCCAUUUGUUUGAAAGAGCAGAAUUGAUAGAACAGUAUCCUCAACAUAAAGAUAUAAUUAGUAAAUUGACUAAGUAG
Priceomyces carsonii is the source of this 489-nucleotide messenger RNA. Its product is annotated as cupin domain-containing protein. Gene Ontology annotation, cellular component: intracellular anatomical structure. NCBI's taxonomy places the organism in Eukaryota, Fungi, Ascomycota, Pichiomycetes, Serinales, Debaryomycetaceae. The record is from RefSeq and is a predicted model, not a curated record. The transcript has a single exon. The coding region runs from base 1 to 489 and encodes 162 amino acids.